AUGAAGAACGGAUGUAUUAAUGAACAUUUGGAAUCCAAAUUGGCUGAGCGCAGCGAACGUGCUAAGAAGGUUUAUCGAUAUGUGAGUGACGUUGCUCGACGCCUCAGUGAGGCUACAGCGGAAUGUCGAGUAAUCGCAGAUCUCUUUUCAACUAAUAUUGAGUGUUUACGUCAAAAAUUACGAGAUCAUUGUGAAAAAUUAUUCUUCUUAGAUCCAAUAAAUUAUGGUAAAAAGUCUUUAGAACUGCUUUGGCGCAAAGUAUAUUAUGAUACAGUUAGUGCUGCUAAAAAGCUGCGUGAAUCUGAUAAUGGAUGUGAUAACAACUUGUUUACCCAUAUUGUUUGUGGUAUUGGUCAUUUCCACCACUUAAUGAUAAGAGUACAAUCUGAAAUGAAUAUAGAAUUGAAAAAUUUAGAUUUUUUACCUCUGUAUUUUGAGGAUGAGCAAGAAGAGAAUUUACAAGAUAAGAUAAUACAGGAAGAUUACCAACUGGGCAAAUCAGUGCUAUAUUCUUGUUUAAUAUACCUUGGUGACUUAAGUCGUUACCAAGUUGAAAUAUUUAAUACCUUUGAGUCAUCUUUAGCAGCUCGUUAUUAUCUUCAAGCUGCUCAAAUUGAUUUAACUUCUGGUAUGCCAUUCAAUCAACUUGGGAAUCUUUAUUUGGAUAAAAAUUACAAUUUAGAUUCAGUGUGCUACUACAUACAUUGUCUUAAUACUUUGACACCAUUUGAAGGAGCUAUGGGCAAUUUAAUUAAAAUUUUUGAAAAGAAUGUUCAAUUUUGUGAUGCAAUAACUAAUACAGAAUCUUUAACACAAACUGAGCAUAUGCAAAUGACUAUGGCAAACUUUUUGUCAUUGAUUGAAAUAUGGUAUUUAGGUAAAGAUGACAUUAAUAUUCCUAAAAUUUGUAACACAAUAGCUCUUCAACUUAAAAUAGCUAUGGACUUUAACAAAAUGCCACUUCCAGAUAUAAAUAAAAAUUAUACUGAAUAUACACAAGCAGUAGAAGAAGAAAAUGUGAACCCAUCUUAUUUGAAUCCAAGUAUUAUACAUAAUAUUGUACGAAUCUGUCUGUUCACUAUAGCUAAGUUAAAUGAAACUGAUGAAUCUAAAGCCUUUGCAUGUAAAGCUUUUACUCUUGCAUUUCUUUCCCAAGUACUUCAAAAACUGCUUAAACAGGUUGAAUCAUUUGGGCUUAAGAAUCCAGCACAUAAAUAUAAUGAAAGAUUUGCGUCAAAAUUUAAAAGGCAAAUGGAUAAUAUUGAAGUGACAACGCAAACAUGUGAAGAAUCAAAUGAGCCCGCGAUAGAUGAUAUAAAGCUUACAAAUGGAGACAAAAAUGAUCAUGAAGAAAAUUUUGAUAAAGAGGUUACAUCAGAAAAAGAAAUAACCACAUUACAUAAUGGAGAUGCUAAGAACACUAAAAAAACAACAACAAAACGACGUAGAAGACGCCGCGUUGCGUCAUCUGAAAGUUCAGAUAUGAGUGAUAUAGAAACUGAGAGCAGUGGAGUUGAUUCAGACAAAUCAGAUUCUGAAGAAGAAGAACUGUCUGAUUCAACUUUUCAAUCUGAUGAUGAUUCUAAAAGUGAAGGCUCUGUUUAUGACUAUUCAGAUAAUGAUGAAACUAAUAUUCAAAUAAAUGGAGGAGCAGAAGAAAAUAUUGACGAGAGUAAAAAUACUAAUAAGAUUAGUGCAAGUAAUGAAGUUAACAAUUCCCUACAAGAGUUAGUUACUGAGAAUGAAAAAGAUAAACUGGUUAUUUCUGAUGUAGAAAACUUUUUUUUGGGUGACAACAUUUUACCUAGUUUAAAACUAUUACAAGACUGGGUUUUGACUGAAAAAGACCUGAUUUUAUCUUGUGGAGACAGUGGUGAGGCUCUGUUUCAAUGUAUUGUGGACUUACUUAACAUUUUCCUAUUUUACUUUAAUCCAAAAAAUAAUGAAGUGAAAAAUCUAGGAUGUAGAAUUUUGAUCCAUGCUAAGAAAUUAGCUAAAAAGCUAAAGCUUGAAUACAAAUCUAUACCAUUGCCUGAAGAUAUUAACCUGCGAGGAACAGACAUCUGCAAAUUUGAUAAAGAUGCCACCGAAUGGCAAAUGAUGGAAAAGUUUAAGCCAACAAUAAUAGAAGAAAAUGUUAUAAGGAUUUUGAAUUUUAUAGAUUUUGGAUAUCAUACUGCAAAAAUCAUACCAAGAAUCAGAUACAAUAGAUCACUCAAGAUAUUUUAUUUCAAGAAGGUUCUCCCCCCAAAAGUGAACACCAAAAUGAAUCAUAAGAAAAAUCGAGAGUGGCAUAAUUCAAAGAAACAGGCGGAGUCAGGUGAGAGUGGCUUGUUGCGUCGGCUAGGGCGUCUCUGGCUGGCGUCGCAAGUGCGGGAACUAGAGCGUACGAAACAAACAGACGUGCCAUCCCUCCUCGCCAUAGACACCGCAACACUCUACAAACACCUACGGAGAGUUAAACAGCUGUUAAGGACACGCAAUUUCAUAUUCCUCGUGCCAACAGUUGUAUUUCAAGAAUUGGACGAGUUGAAACGAGAGAAGAGUUCUGCCCGUGACGCCAUCCGCUGGCUGGAGGUGCAACUGAAAAGUGGCUCACGGUUCCUUCGAACGCAACGCCCGGGGCAGAGCAGACCGCUCCCUCUAUUAAAGUACCCACGGAAAGCGCCACCUCACGUACACAAUUUCAUACAAAUACUGGAAUUUUGCAAUCACUUCAUGGAUGAAAAGCAAAAUCAAGGCGGCAACGGUGACCCUGACGCGUCAUACACAAAGUCUGCCCCACUCCUCAUACUACUUGUUGGUAACGAACUGGGAAAGAGUGAUGAUGAGUAUAAAGAGUUUAGUGUGACUGGCGCGGCGCAAGCCUCUGGGAUACCUAUCAAAUAUAUAGGGGAUUUUUACACAAAAUGGCGUCAAACUGUCCACAAGAGCAAGAAAAGA
Brenthis ino (lesser marbled fritillary) is the source of this 2943-nucleotide messenger RNA. The record is from the annotation of a GenBank genome assembly. NCBI's taxonomy places the organism in Eukaryota, Metazoa, Arthropoda, Insecta, Lepidoptera, Nymphalidae.